Messenger RNA from Macrosiphum euphorbiae (potato aphid), 426 nucleotides. NCBI's taxonomy places the organism in Eukaryota, Metazoa, Arthropoda, Insecta, Hemiptera, Aphididae. The record is from the annotation of a GenBank genome assembly.
AUGAUGAAGUUUACGAAAGUCGACCUAUCGUUAGUGUCUCAAGGUCGAUCUACGAAUUCAUCGCUUUACGCGCCAAGUCUUAUGAAUACGACGUGGAAGAGGAGAUUACCAUUCACGCAAAGGGUGAUCAAAAAUCACCUGACUUUCGCAGAUCAUAAGCGGUGCUUAUUCGCCGACGUGGACGACGAUGAGGAAUCCGACAAGCGUGAUGACGAAUUCGACGGUAGUAUGGGAAAAAUAUUCGCUGCCGACUCAGCGCUGAAGGCCGUCACCCAAAUACAUCGAAACGCCGCAAUAUCUGCUACGCAUUCGACUCAGGCGUCAACGGUCACGUGGCCGUUCCACGUUUACAGCUACAUGCAUUUCACCCCGUAUAGAGAAAAUGUCUCUAUACGGUCGUUUAAGCACGAAUUGCGUACAAACUAG